AUGGAGAACUUUGCCCUGAAGGUGUCGUACAUCCCCGACGAGACGGCGGCGGCUGCUGCCACCCCGCCCCUGGGAGGGGGUAAAAGGGUCUCGGUCCCCCGUGGCCCUACCCGCUCGGGUUCCCCAGGCCUGGGGGCGCGCCCCAAACUGCAGUCGGACGUCCCUUUGCGCAUACUCGUCCCCACACAGUUUGUAGGAGCCAUCAUCGGCAAGGAGGGAGCCACGAUUCGCAAUGUCACCAAACAGACACACUCAAAGUAGGACUACUUCCCUGAUUCAUGUACACAUUCAUGUACACAACAUUCUGAUGGGGUGCAUUCAGCAGGACGCAACGUUCAGAUAGAAAUGCAGCAUGAACAACAAACACCCCUCUAUUCCAUGUAGAAUAAGGAAUCAUAUUGUCUCUUUAUGACAUUUCUAUCUGCAAUGUUUGGCUAUUGAACAUGGCCCUGAUUUAUAACCAUAAAUAUCAAUACAUUUUAUGAGCCUUGGCUUGGCAAUAUAAAGCUCACUCCCACAGAAGAAAUUACUCACUUAGCAAAAGUGAAUUUUGGCUCCAGCUAUUGAUGUGACCCUCUGAAGGCAUCUCAAGUUGAAAAACGAUGAACUUUGACCGUUGCACCCAUCCUUAGUGAUUCUGUGUUUUCUGUGGGAUUGAGCCAGUAGGAAGGGGGGACACGGGGAUUGAACCCUGGUCUCCGGUGGGGAGUAGUAUGGGACCAGCCGGUAGUGUAACCGCUAAACGACGGGCUGUUUAGAGGGUGACAAAAACAAAGACUCUUCCCUUCUAACCAUCUCUCUCUUGCCCCUCUCCAGGAUCGACAUCCACAGGAAGGAGAAUGCUGGAGCGGCAGAGAAGCCCAUCACGGUCCACUCCACCCCAGAGGGCUGCUCCAACGCCUGCAGAACCAUCAUGGAGAUCAUGCAGAAGGAGGCCCUCGACACCAAGUUGUGAGUUCAACUGGAGAACGCAUACAUAGACACACACUUUACCAGCAGGCCUCCCAAACCAUGUUGUGAGUUCAACUGCACAUGCCCAAACAGUCAUGUUAGGAUACACAACUUCUUCUAUUCUUAAUUAUUAUUCUAUAACUUGACCCAUUGAGCCGUCGUCUCUCUUUGUUUGUCUGUUUCCUCUUUCUACAGUACUGAGGAGAUUCCGCUGAAGAUUCUGGCUCACAACAACUUUGUGGGCCGACUGAUCGGGAAGGAAGGACGGAACCUAAAAAAGAUUGAAGUGGACACAGAGACCAAGAUCACCAUCUCCCCGUAA
Coregonus sp. 'balchen' is the source of this 1273-nucleotide messenger RNA. Lineage: Eukaryota; Metazoa; Chordata; Actinopteri; Salmoniformes; Salmonidae. The record is from the annotation of a GenBank genome assembly.